Chenopodium quinoa (quinoa) is the source of this 384-nucleotide messenger RNA. RefSeq lists its product as uncharacterized. Bases 1 to 384 code for a protein of 127 amino acids. The transcript has a single exon. Gene Ontology annotation, molecular function: nucleic acid binding; RNA-DNA hybrid ribonuclease activity. The record is from RefSeq and is a predicted model, not a curated record. Lineage: Eukaryota; Viridiplantae; Streptophyta; Magnoliopsida; Caryophyllales; Amaranthaceae.
AUGCGGGCUGGAGAGUUACUAGUAGCUGCAGUCAAAAAGCUCGAUGUAUGCUGGUCCCCGGACUUGGCAGAAGCAGGUGUUGCUGCUUUUGGUGUGAAGUUUGCCAACAGACUUGGAUACAGGGACGUGGAACUAGAGUGUGAUGCAAUUAAUGUUGUUCAAGCAGUCAACAGCAAACACAAAGGUGCUACCCCGAUUUAUUUGUUCUAUGAGGAUAUCAUUAGAGCAAGUUUAGACUUUAAUUCCUUUAUUUGUAAGCAUGUUAAACGAGGGGAAAAUGUAGUUGCUCAUUGUGUAGCACGGUGGGAAACUACCUAUUGGACUGAACGUAUUUGUAUGUCUGUUUUCCCCCAAAGCCUAGUUGCUUUGGUGGACUUGAUUUAA